Molecule: messenger RNA, 4785 nt
Organism: Grosmannia clavigera kw1407
Lineage: Eukaryota; Fungi; Ascomycota; Sordariomycetes; Ophiostomatales; Ophiostomataceae
Exons: 5
Coding region: 1-4785 (1594 amino acids)
Source: RefSeq, a predicted model, not a curated record
AUGGCUCCUUUCUUGUCCUCCAGCAGGACGGCAAAGGCACCGAAAUCGCCAAAGUCGCCUGGCCGCUCGCUCUUCGGCAAGGCCCUACCUACGACGCCGUCGUUCAACCGGCUCUUCUCGUCAUCGUCGUCGUCUGUGGCCGCCGCAGCCGCCGAGCAGCCGGCACUGCCACCACUGCCGCCGCCCUCGUCCAACCUGCUGGACUCAGCAACAUACUCGUUUGUACCAUCUGCCCAGGUUUCGGGCGCACCGCCAGCAUCGGACUACUCAAACUAUCCGGCCUACCCGUCCAGCGCCAACACAGCGGCCAUUCGCGGUCCACAGCCACCCUAUGCUCCGACCAGACGUCCGGUGCCGGGCAUCAACAUGAAUUCAACCUCGGCUGCAUCAUUGGCUACUUCUGUCUCGUCUGCCACGAUGCCUCUGCCAUCCUUUUCAAACCGACUGGCGUCCAAGCAGCUGCCGCCCCAGCCGCCUCAAUUGCCCGCAGAGCAGCCACAGUCGCCGUCAUUGUCGCCUGUCCGGGCCAUCCGUCGCCGGCCUGUGGGCAGAGCUGCUUCGGAGACCACUUCCACCUCGCAGACGGCAGCCAUGACAGCGUCGCCUCCGCUCGCGUCUAGCUCCCCUGUGGCUGUGUCAACAUCUCCACAGCUGCCGGACCUCCCCACCAGCUCCGUGUCGCUGCUCGGCCUGCCCGAGCUGCCUGCAUUCACGUCGCUGUCGGCGGACGUCGAGCCAUCACGACAGCUGCCUCGUCAGCGCUCACCGCCACUGCCGUCGCAGCUGAAAUCGCACCUCAUCGCACCGUCGCCACCGCCCCGAGCAGCCUCUCCUGGCGGCGCCUCCAUCUCGAGCAUCCUGUCGGCCUACUCGCAGUCGUCGCUUCAUGCCGGGCAGUCGUCGGCAUCCGAGGACACUGCGAACACCAAUCACUCGUCCUAUCUGGCUGGGCUGGCCCCCAGUCUCAAGGGCACUGGCACAACCGGCCCCAAGGACGGGGACGACGGACUGACACCGCUCUCGUACCUCCUGGAAGAAGACUAUGGCGAGGCCGAGGACGGCAGCGAGGUCACAGAAGAAGAAUUAUUUCGCCACUACGGCCAGUACGACCCUGAAGAGGACAGUCACGCGUCACUAGAUGCUAGCAACGUCAGCACCACCAUCGCACCACCGUCACCACUGCCCACUAAGAACGGCCAGACGGCGCAGCAGCAGCAGCAGGCACUGCCCCCCCGAUCGACGUCUCUGCGCGACCCAGCUUUUGCGCCCGAGUCCGUGCCAUCCUCUGACGACAGGACUUUACCGCCUCUGCCGGUCGGAGAAGCGUCUUUGAAGCCGUCGUUUAAUGCGCCCACCGCUACAGCAACUACAGCACCUGCAUCCGAGCUCUGGAAGCGCCGAAUCGAAAAUGCUGACGGGGCCCCAUCUCUGCCUGAGCUCGACCUGACCUUUGCGUCCACAGUGACGACGGCGUCCGGAUCCACUUUUGCCAACAGCAACGCCGAGCAACAAAAACAGCUGCCUUCCCGCCACCCACAGGGGCCCAGCACCCUUCGCAACCAGCCGGCCUUGCCGCCGCCGCUGUCGCCGCUCCCACCACCGCCUGCCCGCACAAACACAGACCAGCUGCACGCGCCGCCUCGUUCUCCCUUCCUCAGCGUCUCGCCUGCGGCUGUCGCCGCGUCGUCGCCGCGGCCCGGAUUGCCUGGGCGAGAUAUCAGGCCCUCCCGACAAGCAAGCCCGGCUGUGACGCCGACACCGGUGUCUGUAAACUCGGCUUCGGCAGCACAGUCUCCGUUAUCUCCGGAAACAUCGUCGGAAGCAUCAGCAACGCCGGUAGAGCUCGUCGGCAGCCCCGCUCUCAAUACCCCAAACAGUUCUGCCACCAGUCCUGUGUUCAGCUCCUUCUCCAAGAUGGGCCACUCAUUCUCCAAAUUUGAGGCCAAGGUCGAGAACAAGCUGAAGCGCAAAGACCCCAAGAAUAGUGUCAGCGGCACUAAGGCCGCAACAGUGCCUUCGCCGGCGAAAGAUGUCUCGUCAUCGCCCUCGCCCCAGCUGCCAGUACCAGCCAGUCAGCCGUCGCUGUCGUCGGCGCCGCCCCUUCAGCGACUGCCCACCCCCGACUACGAUGACGAGGAGGAUCGCAGCAAGCACGCCCUUUUCAACGGCACGGCUACAAAUGGCGCGGUCAUCGCCUCCAAUGGCAGUGCCAUUCCUGCGACAUCUACGCCGCCUGUGUACGCACCCGCAUCGCCGGCCACGUCGCCGACCGCAUCGCCGGCAUCCACGCUGGGUCUCGGCAUUCUGCCACCACCGGCACCGUUUGCGCGGAUGGACAGCGGACAGAUCUCACCGAGGAGCAGUCCUCGGCCCGCAGCACAACCACAGUUUCGCUCUGCUCUUCCCGGCCGUGAUAUUCGGCCUGCCAAGAAUGUAAAUGUGUCAACGGUGGCAUCUCCUGGACAGACACAAUCGCCGCAGCCACAGCAAUUUGCACCUCGGACUUCAUCGCGAAAGGUGUCGUUUUCGACGCCAUCACCUCGCGACCAGUUCCACUCUCCCGACGACGCUUCCACCGUCAGCGAAUCCAGCAGCCAGCUGACCAUCAAGGCGAUGCCACCGCCGAUGCAGCAACCGCCGUCGUCACCUUCCAAGCCGGGCAUGCUUCCCGUGUUCCCGGUGGGCUACAUGUCACCGAUGGCACCCGGCACAGUGGUCGCUGCCCCCCUACCGGGCCCGGUGCACUUCCUCUGCCUGCAUCGGCACCGCGAAAUGUUCCGCGACCGCAACACGUAUCACCCACUCAGCUGUCAAGCGUGCCAGACGCCGGACCGCUCGGUGCGAUGGCGGUGCAAGUGGUGCUGUCUGCGCGUAUGCACAAGUUGCCAGGCCGCACUGCAGAGCGAGGCAAUAAGUGGCGAUCUGGAGCGGCUGAUGGCGCAGCUGGCACAGAGGGGCAGCGGUGGCGGAAUGGAGCCGUAUGGCUCGAUAGGGCAGGGAUCCCCGCUGGCCUACGAGCUGCCGGCGAUCCAAGAGGCAAACGACGUGGACAGCAUCACGCCAGCAAGGCGGACACGAGCGCUGCUAUCAUUGGCGGAAGGUGGUCGCAAAUGGGCCAAGAAUGUCUUCGCCGAAGCCGCCGCCAGCGUCACCAGCGCCGACGAGUCUGGCCCGGACGCGAUCGCUGCGGAGGCCCCAAAUCGGCGUGUCGGCCGUCGGCUCAUCGAUGGCGCAGCCGGGCGUGGCAGCACGCAGGCUGCCGUCGCCGAGCAAGCAGUUGCCGACGAUGAGCACACGGAUUGGCUCAGGCGUGAUGCCCGGGCGGCUACGACGGACAGCGACAGUCUCGGCCUCGACAACGACAAAGGCCAACACGUCGCCGACCCGAGCAGCACCAGCAAGGUCCCUGUCGACCAGGAUGACGGCAGCAUCGUCAUCCUCGACAUCUUCGUCGACCUCCUCCCGCUACUAUCCGCCCUCGUCUUCGUCUGCGCUGCGGCGUCCCAGCUCGUCCGACGAACCGCCGUCUCCCACCAGAGCCUCGUCCGGUCCAGCCGUUCCGCAUGGCCGGCUACUACGGACAGCCACACUGCCGGCACCCCGAAGUCCCGGCAGUACCGGCUCAAGCGGCGGCUACCAAGGCCGCACCCGAUCGACCACGAUCACUCGGGGACCGUCGCCGCUGUCGACCGUGUCCACGACAGCAACGCUGACGAGCAGGACGAGCAGACCGGCCAAGACGACUUCUUCGGCCACCGCCCUGACAGCAGCCAUAGUCCUGCGGCCACCCUCGGCCGAGUCGUCCUCGGCCAGCAGCUCGACCACGACGGCCACGACGACAACCAGUGCCAACAAGAAGAGCCGGACGACGCCGCCUGCCUCGUUGCACCGUCGACAACGGUCUGCCACGAUCGGCAGCACGUUGGCCCCCACUACUCGCCAGCCAAGUCACUGGUACCCAAGCCGCGCACAGCCGCCAUCUUGGCGCCGCCAUCGCCCUCCAAACGACCGGCCAACGUGGCUCUCUCGGCCGAGACGGCACGGCUGCAGACGGUCCUGUUGCAGCUGCACCUGUUGCACCGCGACUCGGCUGCCACGACUGCAGCCUGGCACGCGUCCGCCCGCGAGCUGCUGGGCCGUCGAUUCGCCAUGCUGGCUGCCGCUGACAUAGAGCUCGCACGCGCCGCUGCCGUACAGGUGGAACGGGCCAAUGCGGCGGCGCUGCAGCGGUGGAAAGGCGGCGGCAUCCACACGCUCGACGAGAACGUACAAGCGCUGGACGAGGUGCUAGCUGAGGGUGAUGAGAGCGAGGACGAUGAGGACGAUGACGAGGACGGGUCGAGUCUUCUUCUCCUUCUUCCGGGCGAAAGCCAUAAGGACCCGGCGCUGGUGCUGGAUGCAGCGUGGCAUGCAGACUGCGCCAACCUGACACGCAAGCUGGAGGGAUGGCAGCGACAGCUCGAUAUACUUGGCGAUGGAAAUAUGAAUGGUGGAGGUAAAGGGGAUGGUGAUGGUCUUGAUGGUGGUGGUACGUCCAGUCUCGAUAGGAUUUUGGGUGGCUGCCGCAGGCUCGUGGACGACAUGCUGGCAGAGCUGAACGUGAUGCAGCAGCUUGAGCGGGACGCAGCUGAACAGGAGCUGGCAUGGAUCCGGCGCAUGAACUCGGCUCUGGACGGCCGCGAAAGCACAUCGCGGCAGCUCAGCGACAGCAUCAGCAGCAUUGGCAGCAUUGACAGCAUCGGCUGGGCAGCACCGCGAGCCGGUGCCAUCUGGCGGGUGAUGUAG